Molecule: messenger RNA, 1217 nt
Organism: Prunus persica (peach)
Lineage: Eukaryota; Viridiplantae; Streptophyta; Magnoliopsida; Rosales; Rosaceae
Exons: 2
Coding region: 92-691 (199 amino acids)
Source: RefSeq, a predicted model, not a curated record
GAAGGCAACUGGAGCGAAUUUUGUCACUUUAAAAUUUUGAUCAGUCUCAAAUUUUCAGUUUUUCCCGCUCGUGGCUGCGUUGUGAGCAAUAAUGGUGGAGUCAACACCUUCAGGAGCAGCAGCUUGGGAAGACGACGAAGACUGGGAGCUCGUGAAUGAAGACGGCUUCGUUUUCAAGCGCAGGAAGAAGCGCCGGGUCGACCCAUCUGCUGACUCGUCGCUCCGGGCUCCACCGUCUGCGUCUGCCGCGGAUCUACAGGAGGAUGCCGAGAAACUCCGGAGAGAGCGGAAGAAGAAGUCGCUUUUAAAGCUCAAAACUCAGUACCAGGCGGAGAUCGACCAGUGGGAACUUUUGUCGAGCACAUUGCGCGCAGUGGAAGAGAGGACGUGCCAUCUUCAAGAACAACAACAGCAACAUCGAUUGAACGAGCAAGAACGAGAGAAAACGGCGUCGUUGGCUGGUUCUGGUCCUUCUGAGCUUCAAGGGGCGGAGUCCGUUUGUGGGUCAGUGGUGGAUGAGCUUCUCUUGCAGGCAGAAGCCCAGGAAGCUAUCAUUGGUGAUGUUUCGAAUCUGUGUGACAUAGCGGAAGCAAUGUGUAGUGAACAAGAGGAACAGAUAACCCAAUCUCUACUCGAUCUUCCAAUCUGGGGCUCACCGCAGGAGCUCAUGAAUUCACUAUGUGACCCGUGAAUGAAUUGGUUCUAAGUAGCUUGUUGGUGGCUGUGGUUGUUUACUAAGAUCUUGAAAGAAAAAUUUGAAGCAUGUUGCUCUUCCACUGGCAGCUGCAGCUGUAGCCUGUAUUCAUAAAAUGCUCAGGAGGUAGGGAGUAGGAGAUGUUUCUUUUCUGGUAAUUUGAGUUAGCAUGAGUGAGUUAUGUAGCCAAACUAACCACAAGAUAUGAUGAGGCCUAGAAAUUGGAAAGUGCUUUCUCAUCACGUAACCUCAGCUCAGCACAGAAAAAGGGGGAGAGAGAGAGAGAGAGAGAGAGAGAGAGAGAGAGAGAGAGAGCGCACUGUUUCUUGGUUCUGAUCGAGCUUAGCUUUUUGCUGAUUGCUGUGUGUAUUAUUCUUGGGUUUUUUCUUCUUUUUUUAGGGUGGGGUCUCAAGAUCUCUAUAGCUCUAGCUCUAGUGGUGGUAUGUUGUAUAUGUUCUAUUGAUCAUAAAAUUUAUUCUAAUUCAUGCUUUCUUAUAGAGAUUACUUUGAGUUUUAGUUUGGG